AUGGAGGUUGCUCCUUUGGCCCUGGCCCACACCCAUGCACGCAACGCAGUCCUCGAGACUCGCAAGGCCAAUCCCGUUGCUGCCAGUGAGGAACACGAUCUAGCUGCUGGCGAAUUUGCAACAGCGUCACAGAGCAGCUCUGACCCUGAGGCCUUACGGACACUACGGUUGCUCGAAACUCACCACAAGAAGCUCGCCGAAAUCCUCAGAUUCCAGCAUGAACACCCAGCCAGUACUCUUGCUGAAACAGCAUCCGCUACUCAUUCCUCGCCUAUAGCGACCCAGCAGACCGCAGGAGAAUUUGGGGGCGCAAAAGGCUCUGCUACGAUCCUGGAUGCAUACAAUUUACCUCCACGGUUGGGAGGAAAUGCUCGCUUGUCGAGUCGGGACACGUCUUCUAUCGCCAGUAAUCUUGCUUCCGCACGAGGAAUCCCAUCUCAUCCCCGCCGUGGGUCCCCGGCGUCGCCAACGCUUACUUCACAAUAUGCUGCAGCAAAGAUGACCGACACGCCACAGAGGGUGGGGACUAGCGAAGCGAGGCUUCGCGAAGGCUCAGCCAGAAAUAGAUCCCAUCUUGUUUCUGCAUCUAGACAGCCAUGGUCUCCCCCGAUACCCAGUUCCACUGAGGUGACUGCCCAGCAAACUGCACCUCCCAGCGCAGCGGGAUCCGGAACCUCCAAAGAUACACCCGCUAUCACCGACGAAGCAUUCAAUCGCUUCUAUUCAGCUUUUGGGGGUUUAGUCUCCAAAGUGUCGGGACCUUUGGCAUUCGCAGGUAUCCAUGUGGGAUCGACAGAUCCAACCCGAGCAGAACAGAGCCGCAAGUCGUCAGCUGAGGUGAAACUAGACCGUGAUCAUGCUACUCUAGACCGGUCUAUGAUCGCCGGAGAGCCAGACGUGAACCGCAUUUUCUCUCGAGCUGCAUUGCGAUCGGUUCGCGACGGUUCUAACGCCAGUCCUGGGAACCCGGCAGAGUCAUUCUAUGUAGUCCCAACUACGGGUGGGACGAUGUCGUACGCAGGGAUCCUCACACGGGCUGAAAAGCAGGCGCGCCGGAAUAGCCUGGAGGACGGCGAUGAUGACUUUGUGGAUGCGCGAGAGACUCCUUCAUCUCCCGAAAUGCGCCAUAGUGCCAAUGGUUCACGCAUAUGGGCGGGACGUCGGGGAGCAUCAGAUACGCUUGCCUCCCCGCAGAUGCAAAAGACAAUGGAAGAAAUGCAGAUGGAAAAUGAUACUUUGAGGGGUCUGACUGAUUCGCUCGCAACUCGAUUGCAUAUGUGGGAGGUGAGCGCACAAUCGUCGUCAAUGGCUUUGCAGCAAUCAAUCAGGAUGAUGCAUCGCCAAACCGCUGGUACUCCUGAUGACUUCCAACCCCCAACAGCAAUCACUUCUCCUGUCGCUACUCUGACCGCCCCGCCGGCCGCUGAGAAUGAUGCGCGAAUCAAAGAACUAGAGGAGCAAAUUCGGCGUAGUGAGCAGAGACUUGAAACUGCUUCUCACGAGAACGAAAAGCUCAAGAAUGUUCUGGGACGGUAUCGCGACCGCUGGGAGAAAUUGAAAGAAGGAGCCAAAACUCGGAGAGCGGAAGCUCGCUCUGGAGAGAAUCAAAGCAAUCAACCAUCUAGUGCCAUAACCAAGCAGCCCGAGGUCUCAGGAUCCCCAGACCCAAGUCAAAGCCCCUCUCACGGUCAGCCAGGAUCUCAGAUUGCAAGUGAUAAUGGGGCAUGA
Molecule: messenger RNA, 1728 nt
Organism: Penicillium paradoxum
Lineage: Eukaryota; Fungi; Ascomycota; Eurotiomycetes; Eurotiales; Aspergillaceae
Exons: 3
Coding region: 1-1728 (575 amino acids)
Source: RefSeq, a predicted model, not a curated record